CAGUACGUUACCGGGAGGAAUAACCCACAGCGGUCCGAUCAAGGUCUGUUCUUACCUGGUUCACCUGUAGACCUGGUUCACCUGUAGACCUCCUGCUUCCUCAACGACCUCUCUGACAGUCUGUGAAGCUCAAACCAAUCCUGCCUGCAUCUCCAUCCACUCCUGCACUAUGAGUGUAUGAUGUCUGAGAGCAGCUGCUAUGGCCUGCAGCAGCGGUCAGAACAAUGCAGAGACUCUGGAGGGGUUUCAUGAGGUGAACUUGGCGUCGCCCACCACGCCUGACCUGCAGAACCAGGCGGAGCAGCGACCCCCCGUCCGUCACAGCACCCCUCCCACCUCUCUGUACCGCACACACUCUCUGGGAGCGCCCCCUACUGGCCUCCCCACAUCACUGCGGGCUGACCAGCUCCCCACGCAGCCGGUUUACUCCACGCCGCGGCACAGCCACAAUGGAAGUGUGCCAGGCCAGGAGGCGGAGUCACUGGACGGCACCUUCCUGUCCGGAGAAGACGGCGAGGAGUGCAGCGCGCUGAGCGACAGCCUGUCGCGGCUCCGCAGCCCGUCGGUGAUGGAGGUCCGAGAGAAAGGAUACGAGAGGCUGAAGGAGGAGCUCGCCAAGGCCCAGAGGGACCUGCUGUUGAAGGAUGAGGAGUGUGAGAGGUUGUCUAAAGUCAGAGAUCAGCUCGGCCUGGAGCUGGAGGAGCUCACCGCCAGCCUCUUCCAGGAAGCCCACAAGAUGGUCAGAGAAGCGAACGUGAAACAGGCGACCGCUGAGAAGCAGCUGAAGGAAGCUCUGGGCAAGAUCGACGUCCUCCAGGCCGAGGUUCAGGCCCUGAAGACGCUCGUGCUCUCCUCCCCCACCUCCCCCCUGGGUGACCUCCCCUCUGUAGGAGCCGGAGUGAAGACCCCCUUCAGGAAGGGACACAGCCGGAACAAGAGCACCUCCUCGGCCAUCCUGGGGACGCAGCCCGACCCGUCGGCCACGCAGCCAAUCGUGCGGGAGUGCAGAGAGGUGGACGGUCAGCUGUUUGGUGAGUUCAAAACGUGGAAGGAGGAGCCGACGCUGGACCGGGACUGCAGCUUCCUGGAGAGAGUUUACCGCGAGGACAUCUUCCCCUGCCUCAGCUUCAGCAAGAGCGAGCUGGGGUCGGCCAUCUUGGAAGCGGUGGAGCAGAACACGCUGAGUGUGGAGCCGGUCGGUUUCCAGCCGCUGCCUGUGGUCAAAGCCUCGGCAGUGGAGUGUGGAGGACCAAAUGGGCGAAGGGCUGAACUGGUCACAAAAUGUGCCCUGAGCGGUCAGACCAAAACCUGUAAGCACAGAAUCAAGUUUGGAGAUUCAUCCAACUAUUACUACGUUUCUCCCUACUGUAGAUAUAGAAUCACAGCAGUGUGUAACUUCUUCACCUACAUCCGCUACAUCCACCAAGGGCUGGUCAAACAGCAGGAUGCCGAGCAGAUGUUCUGGGAGGUGAUGCAGCUUCGUAGAGAAAUGUCCGUCGCCAAGCUCGGCUACUUCAAAGACCAGCUGUGACCGAUGGACAGCCCCGCCCCCCUCCAAUCACAGCAGACUCUGCCCUGAAGCCCCUCCCUCCCUGGAUCUGGUCCCCUCUUCUCUCCUUCCGUCACCUCUCCUCUCUGUGUGUGUGUGUGUGUGAUUAUGUGUGCGAGAGAAUAACUGUGUUUGUUUUCAAUCAUCACAAACGGACUGGAGGACAGAGACGUCUGAUAUCGUGAUUUUUGUGGGUUUCUGUUGAGAGUUUGAAUCCAAAGUAUGAGAUUUACUUUGCUGAAGAACACAUUAACACUCCGAUAUAUGAAGACAAGCGGCAUGUGAAUGAAGAUGUCAUUUUUAAUAUGUAGGUAUUUAAACAGAUCUGGGGACCUUUGACCUUUGCUUUAAUCAUCCCGAAAGUCAAAUUAUUCAAAAAUUAAAAAAAAACUUUCUGAGACAAUGCUGAGGAAUGAGGGCCACAGUUUGAUACUAACACACAUUGUCCUCAAACAAGGUUAGUAAAAAUAAACAUGCAUACUUUUAGUUCCCAUUUUGUGAGAAAAAAAAACUUUGAUUUUACAUGAAAGUUCCCCACGCAUAAUUUAUUUUAUUAAAGAUCACAUGUUCUGCUAAACACACUUCAUAUGUUCCUCUCACUCUAACAUGUGUCUCUAGUCCGUCUACAAACCCCCCAAUGAUGAGAAAAGUCCAUCCUCUCCGUCUUCUCCCUGC
Messenger RNA from Labrus bergylta (ballan wrasse), 2224 nucleotides. The record is from RefSeq and is a predicted model, not a curated record. NCBI's taxonomy places the organism in Eukaryota, Metazoa, Chordata, Actinopteri, Labriformes, Labridae.